Messenger RNA from Alternaria rosae, 2083 nucleotides. RefSeq names its product succinate dehydrogenase flavoprotein subunit mitochondrial precursor. Gene Ontology annotation, molecular function: electron transfer activity; flavin adenine dinucleotide binding; succinate dehydrogenase (quinone) activity. Gene Ontology annotation, biological process: tricarboxylic acid cycle; mitochondrial electron transport, succinate to ubiquinone. NCBI's taxonomy places the organism in Eukaryota, Fungi, Ascomycota, Dothideomycetes, Pleosporales, Pleosporaceae. The coding region runs from base 1 to 1944 and encodes 647 amino acids. The record is from RefSeq and is a predicted model, not a curated record. The transcript is spliced from 4 exons.
AUGAGUUGUCUCAGGAUGCGUCGUACGCAGCUUGCAAGCCAGCUCGCGAGGAGCUUCCGCCCAACUACACGAGCCUUCUCUUCCACUCGGCCAGCGCAGCGCAUAUUCGCUACCGAGAACCUGAGGGCAAAGGAAGCGUCAGGCUUCAUCUCGAGCAAAUACCCCGUCAUCGACCACGAAUACGAUGCCAUUGUCGUCGGCGCUGGAGGAGCUGGUCUCCGCGCGGCAUUCGGUCUCGCUGAAGCUGGUUUCAACACAGCAUGUAUAUCCAAGCUUUUCCCCACUCGAUCGCACACAGUCGCAGCACAAGGUGGUAUCAACGCCGCGCUCGGAAACAUGCACGAGGACGACUGGCGGUGGCAUAUGUACGACACUGUCAAGGGAUCAGAUUGGCUUGGAGACCAGGACGCCAUUCAUUACAUGACAAGAGAGGCGCCUCAAUCCGUCAUCGAACUUGAGAACUACGGCUGCCCAUUCUCGCGAACUGACGAUGGCAAGAUCUACCAGCGUGCUUUCGGUGGACAGUCGCAGAAGUACGGCAAGGGUGGCCAGGCAUACCGAUGCUGUGCUGCUGCCGACCGUACUGGUCACGCUCUCCUCCACACUCUCUACGGACAAUCGCUACGACACAACACCAAGUACUUCAUUGAGUUCUUCGCCACUGAUCUGAUCAUGGAGGAUGGUGUCUGCAAGGGUGUUGUGGCAUACAACCAGGAAGACGGAACCAUCCACCGAUUCAUCGCAAAGAACACCGUCUUGGCCACUGGCGGUUACGGACGUGCCUACUUCAGCUGCACAUCCGCCCACACCUGCACUGGUGACGGUAUGGCUAUGGUUGCUCGCGCAGGUCUUCCCAACCAGGAUUUGGAAUUCGUUCAGUUCCACCCCACUGGUAUCUACGGUGCCGGUUGCUUGAUCACUGAAGGAUCCCGUGGAGAGGGUGGUUACCUUCUCAACUCUGAGGGUGAACGGUUCAUGGAGCGUUACGCACCAACUGCCAAGGAUCUUGCUUCCCGCGAUGUCGUAUCCCGAUCAAUGACCCUGGAAAUUCGUGAGGGCCGUGGUGUAGGUCCGGAGAAGGAUCACAUCUACCUCCAGCUCAGCCAUCUACCCGCCGAGGUCCUUCACGAGCGUCUACCCGGUAUCUCUGAGACUGCCGCCAUUUUCGCUGGUGUCGAUGUCACCAAGCAGCCCAUCCCUGUUCUUCCUACCGUGCACUACAACAUGGGUGGUAUCCCCACCAAGUACACUGGUGAGGUCAUCACUCAAGACGCUCAGGGUAACGAUCAGGUUGUUCCAGGUCUGUUUGCGUGCGGUGAGGCUGCUUCCGUCUCUGUCCACGGAGCCAACCGUCUCGGUGCCAACUCCCUCCUCGACCUCAUCGUUUUCGGUCGUGCUGUUUCCCACACCAUCCGCGACAACUUCAGCCCCGGCCAGAAGGCCGACCCCGUCUCCGCCGAUGCUGGCGCCGAUUCCAUCUCCGUCCUCGAUCAGAUCCGCACAUCUGACGGCGCCAAGUCGACUGCCGAGGUCCGUCUCCAGAUGCAGAAGGUCAUGCAGACCGAUGUCGCCGUCUUCCGAACUCAAGAGUCACUCGACGAGGGUGUCAAGAAGAUCCACGACGUUGACGCCGACUUCGCCAACGUUGGUAUCAAGGACCGCAGCAUGAUCUGGAACUCCGACCUUGUCGAGACCCUUGAGCUACGCAACCUCCUCACCUGCGCCGUACAGACUGCCGAAUCCGCCGCCAACCGUAAAGAGUCACGAGGUGCCCACGCUCGUGAGGACUUCCCCGACCGUGACGAUGACCAGUGGAUGAAGCACACAUUGUCGUGGCAGAAGAAGCCGCAUGGCGAGACUCAAUUAGGUUACAGGAAGGUUGUUGGUACUACUCUGGACGAGGCUGAGUGCAAGGCUGUACCACCAUUCAAGCGUACAUACUAGAGGAUUGGUAAUUUGGAAAGGAAAUGAGGGAUGUGUUUUGUAUUCUAUGUACAUCGGAUGAUGGAUUGCAUGUUUUAGCAUGUUUACGAGCGGAAGCCAUUUAGGAUUGAGAAUCGAAUCAUUCAAGUUCACAUUGUUA